GAGGGCCAGCCCCGGUUGCGUAUGGGGCGGGAGGUCGCUUGGGUCGGGUGUCGCCUGAGAACCGGAUGAGGCGGCGACUGUGAGACGAAGUUUGGAGUCGGGAGUUGGGCUGAGUCCCGGGGGAGCAACCGCCGGCGCGCGGGGCAGGGUCGUUGGGAAGCUGGGGAGGUCUCGCGGGCCUCGAGGGGAGAGUCGCCGCCGCCGCCACCAUGGGGAACCGGGGGAUGGAGGAACUGAUCCCGCUGGUCAACAAGCUGCAGGACGCGUUCAGCUCCAUCGGGCAGAGCUGCCACCUGGACCUGCCGCAGAUCGCCGUGGUGGGAGGUCAGAGCGCCGGCAAGAGCUCGGUGCUCGAGAACUUCGUCGGCCGGGAUUUCCUUCCUCGUGGAUCAGGAAUCGUCACCAGACGUCCCCUCAUUCUUCAGCUCAUCUUCUCAAAAACAGAGUAUGCGGAAUUUUUGCACUGCAAGUCCAAGAAGUUUACGGACUUUGAUGAAGUUCGCCAAGAGAUUGAAGCAGAGACCGACAGGGUCACGGGGACCAAUAAAGGCAUUUCUCCCAUCCCCAUUAACUUGCGAGUCUAUUCACCACAUGUGUUGAAUCUAACCUUAAUUGACCUUCCGGGUAUCACCAAAGUACCUGUUGGUGAUCAGCCUAUGGAUAUUGAAUACCAGAUCAGGGAUAUGAUCCUCCAGUUCAUUAGCAAAGAGAGCAGCUUGAUUCUUGCAGUCACACCAGCCAACAUGGAUCUAGCAAAUUCAGAUGCCCUCAAGAUGGCCAAGGAAGUUGACCCUCAAGGCUUACGGACUAUUGGUGUUAUAACCAAGCUUGACCUAAUGGAUGAAGGCACAGAUGCCAGAGAUGUGCUUGAGAACAAGUUGCUCCCCUUGAGACGAGGUUAUAUUGGUGUGGUAAAUCGGAGCCAAAAAGACAUUGAUGGGAAGAAGGAUAUCCGAGCAGCCCUUGGGGCUGAGAGGAAGUUUUUCCUCUCUCACCCAGCAUAUCGACACAUAGCAGACCGAAUGGGCACCCCUCACUUACAGAAGACCCUGAACCAGCAACUGACCAAUCACAUCCGAGAGUCUCUGCCUGCUCUGCGCAGCAAGCUCCAAAGCCAGCUGCUGUCUUUGGAGAAGGAAGUGGAAGAAUAUAAGAAUUUCCGGCCUGAUGAUCCCACACGGAAAACCAAAGCCCUACUUCAGAUGGUCCAGCAGUUUGGUGUGGAUUUUGAAAAGAGAAUUGAAGGCUCAGGAGACCAGGUGGACACAUUGGAACUUUCUGGUGGUGCAAGGAUUAACCGCAUCUUUCACGAGAGGUUUCCAUUUGAGCUUGUGAAGAUGGAAUUUGAUGAGAAAGACUUGAGACGAGAAAUUAGCUAUGCAAUUAAAAACAUCCAUGGAGUCAGGACGGGUCUCUUCACCCCCGACAUGGCCUUUGAAGCCAUUGUGAAAAAACAGAUUGUAAAGCUCAAAGAGCCGAGUUUGAAGUGUGUUGAUCUGGUGGUCUCAGAGCUGGCCACCGUCAUUAAAAAGUGUGCUGAGAAGCUUGGCUCCUAUCCCAGGUUACGAGAAGAAACAGAAAGAAUUGUCACCACUUACAUCAGAGAACGAGAAGGGAGAACAAAAGACCAGAUCCUUCUUCUGAUCGACAUUGAGCUGUCAUACAUCAACACAAAUCAUGAGGACUUCAUUGGUUUUGCAAACUGUUACUAUACUGAGCAGCUUGUGACAGGUGCCCAACAGAGAAGCACUCAGCUGAACAAGAAAAGGGCUGUUCCAAAUCAGGGUGAGAUCCUGGUGAUUCGAAGGGGCUGGUUGACCAUCAACAAUAUCAGCCUGAUGAAAGGUGGUUCCAAGGAGUAUUGGUUUGUGCUCACUGCAGAGUCCUUGUCGUGGUAUAAGGAUGAGGAGGAAAAAGAGAAGAAAUACAUGCUGCCAUUGGAUAACCUCAAAAUUCGAGAUGUGGAAAAGGGUUUCAUGUCCAAUAAACAUGUCUUUGCUAUCUUCAACACAGAACAGAGGAAUGUCUAUAAGGACCUACGACAGAUUGAACUAGCCUGUGACUCCCAAGAGGAUGUAGAUAGUUGGAAGGCUUCUUUCCUCCGAGCUGGGGUCUAUCCUGAGAAAGACCAGGCUGAGAAUGAGGAUGGGGCCCAGGAAAACACCUUCUCCAUGGACCCUCAACUGGAACGCCAGGUGGAAACCAUCCGAAAUCUUGUUGACUCCUAUGUGGGGAUUAUCAAUAAGUCUAUUCGUGACCUCAUGCCAAAGACAAUCAUGCAUCUCAUGAUCAACAAUACCAAGGCCUUCAUCCACUCAGAGCUACUGGCAUAUCUCUACUCUUCUGCGGACCAGAAUAGUCUGAUGGAGGAAUCUGCGGACCAGGCCCAGCGUCGAGAAGACAUGCUGCGCAUGUACCAUGCCCUGAAAGAGGCACUUAACAUCAUUGGGGACAUCAGCACCAGCACAGUAUCCACUCCUGUGCCUCCCCCUGUGGAUGACACAUGGCUCCAGAGCUCCAGCAGUAGACACAGUCCCACACCUCAGCAUCGACCUCCUGCAGGUGUGCCUCCCCCAGGAAGGCCUCCUGCAGUCAGAGGUCCUACCCCAGGUCCACCUCUGAUCCCUGUGCCUGUAGGAGUUGCUGCCUCCUUUGUGGCUCCCCCUAUUCCCUCUCGGCCUGGACCUCAGAAUGUCUUCACUAACAACGAUCCCUUUUUAGCCCCACCUCAGAUCCCAUCUCGGCCAGCACGCAUUCCGCCUGGCAUCCCCCCUGGUGUGCCCAGCAGAAGACCCCCCGCUGCACCGAACCGGCCAACCAUUAUCCGCCCGGCCGAACCGUCAUUGCUAGAUUAACCCUGGGCUCUAGAGAAAGCCCAUGUACUCAGUGGGGUGUGGCCACCAGACCAUCAGGGUACUACUGUGGGUGGGGUUUCUAUACACUGCCGGCUCUGAGGGACACCCAAGGUUGUAGAAAGCAAAUGUGGGCUCUGGGCCCAGAGGCCUCCUUCCCUUCCCCUCUUUCUCCCUUAGUCCCUGACAGUCAGGCCUGAGGCCAUGCUUGCCAGGCAGGGAUUAUCUGAACUUGUAGCCCAUGGGCCUGGUGGUACACACCUGCGCUCCUUGGCCAUUCCAGUACAGAUGCAGGCAGCAGCCAGAGAGGCGCUGACAGGCCAGGGACGCAGCUCUGCAGGCUCCCAAGGCACUCGCACUUAACCUCUGGAACUGAGCAGUCCUGGGGAAUCUAGAAUGGGGUCGGGGUCUUGCACUUUGUAAAUGAGGUCUAGGAUCUGACUUGGGAUAGACAGAUGGGAACUGAUGUAGUGGCCUGUCAGUUCAGCCCAUCAACCCUAGGCACUGUUUAUGUAUAAAUGAUGAUAUACAAAUGGGGGAAGGAGGGACCGACCUAUGAAUCUUGGGCUUUGGGCACAGCAAGAGCCUGUGUUUCUGUGUCUGUGGCCCUUUGAGUGACAUGUGAUUAAACCAAAUGUAAGCUGGAGACCAGGUGACCUGCCACGUCCUUUGUAUGAUGAGCCAGCAGGGUCAGGGCAUUUCUAAGUCACCUCAUUUGGAGAAGGAGUCCUGCUGGCUAGUUAGCACAAAGUCUUGGCCUCACCCCACCUCAAGACCUAAACGGGUCUCAUGUUCAUCACCCUAGGAGCUCAGUGACAAUGAAUCGGGGCAUGGCACCAACAGGGGUGAAGCAGCCAAGUACUCAGGCCUGACCUGGGGUUAUCAGAUGUACCUAGUCAGAAAGUAGCUAGCCCAGAAUAAGGAAGGGGAAGAGAGCAGGGUGACCAGUCUUGGUCAUCUUUGAUCUCUCCACUACUCACUCCUUUACACUCCCAGGCACUGGUGUAUUUGCACACCUCCAACUGUACAUACUCCUUCUGGAAGCCAGGCUUAAAAAAGUCAAGCCCCAUACUGCUACAUUGGAGCUUCUGUUAAGCUUCCAGACAUAUAUCUCCAGCCUUUAAACCCACCCUAAGCCCCAGAGUUGCCUUAAACCCCUGCUGUGGGGAUGGGGACCCACUGAGGUGCAUAACUCACAAUUGGGAAAGUGGUCUUCCCUUUGCCCCAAACCUCCCUCCCCUCCCUCCCCCCAAGAGGAAAAGGAAAAAAAAAAGAAAAAAGGCCAGGGAGCACUUGGAUCAGGGACCAUGUCUGCCUGAGGGACUGCCCAGGGCUCAAGAGUUGAUGAUAUUGGCCUGGCUAGCAGACUAUCUGCUAGACUUAGACAGACCCUUUGUGGGGAAAUGGGCUCCAGCUCUAAUCAUGCUGGCACCUAUGUGGGACUUAACUUGUUCCUUCACUCAAUUUGACCAGUGUAAGUGCCUCUGCUCUGUACCCUAUUAAUAAACUAAAAUAAAGGGAAGAAGCUA
Antechinus flavipes (yellow-footed antechinus) is the source of this 4381-nucleotide messenger RNA. It is a transcript of the gene DNM2, whose product is annotated as dynamin 2. The record is from RefSeq and is a predicted model, not a curated record. The coding region runs from base 210 to 2855 and encodes 881 amino acids. Lineage: Eukaryota; Metazoa; Chordata; Mammalia; Dasyuromorphia; Dasyuridae. The transcript is spliced from 22 exons. Gene Ontology annotation, molecular function: microtubule binding; GTP binding; GTPase activity. Gene Ontology annotation, cellular component: cytoplasm; membrane; microtubule.